AUGAUCUUGUCAAGAACAAAACCAGCCAAUCAAAAAACUGCAGUCUCGAGCGCAUCCGGGGCAAGUAUGAAAAAAGAAUUACCCAAAUUGGAAGACUUUCUCGCCAAACGGGAUUAUACUGGAGCUCUGACCUUGUUAGAAUUCCAGCGAAAUUGUGGCAAAGCGGCCCUGGAGACCGAUAUGUGGAUAGCCUAUUCGGCAUUUCAUUUGGGCGAUUACAAACGUGCGGCAGACGAGUAUAAAAAGAUCCUGACCAGUAAAGACGCGCCGCCGGAAGCGCACACCUAUUUGGCCUGUUGUUAUUUUUUCCUCGGUAUGUAUCAGGAAGCUAUGCAGGCCGCAAAAGACGGACCACUUUGUCGUUUACAGAAUCGUGUUCUGUUUCACGUGGCACACAAGUUCAGCGAUGAGAGACAGCUAAUCAAUUAUCACAAUUCUCUGGACAACGUUUUGGAAGACCAACUAUCACUUGCGUCGAUACAUUGUCUUCGAAGUCAUCAUCAAGAAGCAAUUGAUAUCUACAAACGAAUUUUACUGGAUAAUCGAGAAUAUUUGGCCCUGAACGUAAACAUUGCCCUUUGUUACUAUAAAAUCGACUAUUUUGAUGUUUCGCAAGAAGUUUUGGGAAUUUAUCUGCAAAAAUAUCCGGAUAGUGCAACGGCAAUCAAUUUGAAAGCGUGCAUCAAUUUCCGUUUGUACAAUGGUAAGGCAGCGGAAGCCGAACUGAAAGCACUACAAGAAAUGGCCACACCGUCAUUCACAUAUGCACGCGAUCUGAUUAAGCACAAUCUUGUGGUAUUUCGAAACGGCGAAGGAGCGCUGCAGGUUCUGCCCCCACUGCUCGACGUGCUGCCAGAGGCCAGACUGAAUCUAGUGAUCUACCACUUGAAAAAUGAAGAAAUUCAGGAGGCGUACGAAUUAACCAAAGAUAUCGAUCCAAGUACUCCACAAGAGUACGUUCUCAAGGGGGUUGUGAAUGCGACCCUCGGUCAGGAGCAUGGAUCACGAGAACACUUGAAGUUGGCACAACAGUAUUUCCAACUGGUCGGUGGUUCAGCCAGUGAGUGUGAUACUGUAUCCGGUCGUCAAUGCAUGUCCUCCUGCUUUUUCCUCCUUCGUCAAUUCGAUGACGUAUUGAUCUACUUGAAUUCAAUUAAAAGUUACUUCUACAACGACGACACGUUCAACUUCAAUUAUGCCCAGGCAAAAGCAGCUAUCGGGGCGUAUAAAGACGCACAGGAGGUCUUUUUGCUCAUCCAGUCGGAACGACUUCGAUCGGAUUACACAUAUCUAAGCUGGCUAGCACGUUGUUAUAUCAUGAAUAAACAAGGACGACUAGCAUGGGAGUUGUAUUUGAAAAUGGAAACCUCGGCCGAGUCGUUCAGUCUGUUACAACUGAUUGCCAACGACUGUUACAAAAUGGCCCAAUUCUACUAUGCGGCUAAAGCGUUCGACGUUCUCGAACGACUGGACCCAAAUCCGGAGUAUUGGGAGGGGAAACGCGGUGCAUGCGUUGGUGUGUUUCAACUGAUUAUCGACGGCCAAGAACCGAAAGAACGAUUGAAAGAAGUGAUCCAAAUAUUGCGCAACACAAACAAUCCACAAACGGAAUAUUUUAUUCGAAUUAUGAAAAAGUGGGCCAAAGAGAACCGAGUCCCGGUUUAA
Molecule: messenger RNA, 1665 nt
Organism: Echinostoma caproni
Lineage: Eukaryota; Metazoa; Platyhelminthes; Trematoda; Plagiorchiida; Echinostomatidae
Source: the annotation of a GenBank genome assembly